CUGGAAGGAGAUGAUGAUAGUACGUUAGCGAAGAAAGAAAAUGAGACAGGAACAGAGAAAAAACCUAACAUUCCAAAUAAAGGAGCUUUGGAUACAUUAAAGCGGACGACUCCGCAAAAAACGAAUUUGUUAUCUACAACUUCACCAAAAAUAUCUUCGGUCGCUCCAGCCACGGUUUCGAGUUCUAGUCAAGAUAAGAAACCAGCUACAACCCCUGCACCAAGAGUUAGAAUGAGUAAUACAUUUAUGGAUGCAUUAAUGGACCCAGUAAAUAAGAAACCAGCAGUUAAGUUGAUGAAGAAAAAACCUGCCGUUGUGAAACCAGCAUCAUCAGUUAUGCCGAGUGUUAUGGAGGGGCUUUACAGCGACACUUCGAAAUCAUUGAAUAAAGAGAAAGAAAAAGCGGACCAAACUUAUAGCUUGUCUAAAAAAAUCGAGGCAGAGGAAACGGAUAUCGCAUCAAACCGAAAGAUUCGAUUUGCUGAUGAAUUCGGCCAGGAACUUGUACAGAUUCGCUUAUUUGAAGUUGAAGAGGGUGAAAGAUUAAAUGUCAGCAAACUGUCUUCCGAAGAUAUGAAACAUUUGGAGAUGCAGCGUGAGCGGUCGUUUAUGCGAGAAUUUGGCAUAAUGUCUGAUUCCGGACGAGCAAAGAAUGAAGGCAUCACUUAUAUUCCGACUGUCGAAAAAACCGAUUUCGCAGGAAUCUCAUCAUCAGUCGAAUUCAAUAGUUCACAGUUAAAGAUGUUUGUUGUUGCUGAAAGUUCAUUAAUCUUUAUGAUUCGUGAAUGUGGAACUCCAAGAAAGAUUAUUAAUUUGAUUGAGUGGAAGUUGAAAGAAUUGGAUAAUGCAUGUUGUCUCAUUGAAAGAGGCUCGCAAAGUGAAGCGAAAUUGAUUGAAGAUGAGCGUCAAAAAACAGUGAUGAGGCCAUUCUAUGGUCCUUCGAUGGUAGCUGAAAUGGUCGAUGCUGACGAAGAAAUCGAAGUGAUCCCACAUUCCAUUGUUAUAAUUCCUCUUGAAAUGCUUGAAGAUGAAAUCCAAACUUCCGAUUCAUCUAUCCACAGUAUGCAACAGGAACCUGUUAAAGAAACAGUUAUUCCAGGACCCAUUGCUGACCAACUUAAAUCCAUCGAUGUUCAGUAUUUUAGCAUCUUGAAUCUUCAGAAACUGAUGAUGCAACUUAAAAAGACUGGGAUUGUUUCAUCUGGAUCGGAUUUGGCUAAUAUUCUGAAUAAAGUUUCCUCAAGUGGUGUAUCACUGACGGCAUCAACCACUACUGCAUCAAUUCCGAACAUAUCUGCUGCUGUAAACACAACAAUCGGAACACAUAGUUAUGCACAAGUGGAUCCGAUUAUGGCUUCUGCCUGUGCACAAAGUCAUACUGGAUUAGCGCAUGGUUAUGCAAUCUCUGUUGGUCAGUUUUUGUUACCAACGGCUCAACCACAGUCACAAUCGUCACACCAGCCGUUAUUGAAUGGUCCAGUGCCGGCAGGUUUUAUUCCUACUGUUGGCGUUGAUCCCGCACCUCAAAACAUUCCAAGUUCAUCUGAUUCUUAUUAUGGUGCAGGCUAUAUUCGAUUUUCUUCCAAGCCAUGCACAUUUUAUCAAGCCGGUUCAUGCAAUUAUGGAUCACGUUGUCGAUUCUCUCAUGGUGAUGAACCAACUGCUGCUACACAUGGUGGGGCUUUUGGUCGAUUUGGUUGUUAUGAUGAUCGAGGCAGAGGUCAAGGUCGUGGUGGUCCUGCAAUGCGAGGCAUUCGAGGAAGUUACAGCAGAGACAGCUGUGACACUGAAUAUAGACGCGGACGUGGAUACCGCCGUGAAUAUUAUGAGCGCGAUCAGGGCAGAAAUGAUCGUGAUCGUCGAGGUUAUGAUCGAUAUGGAAGAAGGCGUAAUCGGAGCCGUUCGCAAAGCAGAAGUAAAUCAAGGAGCCCAUCACGCAAACCCCGUUCUCCGGAUAAGCGCAUUACGCGUGAUCGGGAUGAGCGUACUGAAAAGCGCUUUUCGCGCGAAGAGCGAGAGAAAAAUCAAAAAUCUGCAAUGCAAGAUGAUACAGUCUUAAAAAAUUCAGAUUCAAAGAUGUCUUUAGAGCCUGAAGAGCCUAGUGGGACUGUGCCAAAAUCAAUAUCGCCGGCAACAGAAAAUAUUCCAUCGGAAAUCCAUUUUCCUGCAAAUCCUGCAGCGGUCGAUUAA
This is a messenger RNA of Dracunculus medinensis (Guinea worm), 2190 nucleotides long. The record is from the annotation of a GenBank genome assembly. Lineage: Eukaryota; Metazoa; Nematoda; Chromadorea; Rhabditida; Dracunculidae.